Camellia sinensis is the source of this 1963-nucleotide messenger RNA. Its product is annotated as zinc finger CCCH domain-containing protein 39. Gene Ontology annotation, molecular function: mRNA binding; metal ion binding. NCBI's taxonomy places the organism in Eukaryota, Viridiplantae, Streptophyta, Magnoliopsida, Ericales, Theaceae. The record is from RefSeq and is a predicted model, not a curated record.
AUCUUUCCCUUUCCUUUUCCUUCUCUCUCAAGAAGAAGAAAAGAUAAAAAUGGAGUGCACCCACAAAAAGUUCAUUCUACCCUCUGCUCUUUGCCCAUUUUCUCGAAAGCCAUGAAUUUGAUCUGAUCUCUAAUUUCUUCACGUUUUGGACUCGGAUCCCAAGAAAAUCACACAGAUCUAUGGCUCCAAUGGUGAGUUUCACUGAGACUUCCUAGUCCAACUCUCUCUCAAUCCAAAAAUACACAGGGUCAUUUUCGUCAUUUCCGAAAUUUACUCUACUUUUUCGAUAUGGAUUGCUUUUCUGCAAAUCGAACACCACUCAAGAUUGCUGAUAUCAGACUUUGACUUUUAUCUGAUUAACACAGAAGUUACGUGUUCUUGAUGAGAUAAUUACUCAUUCACAAGUUUUUGCCCAAAUUUCACGAAAUCAGGAUUUCUCUGAUCAAAAUCCAUCUGGGUUUAGUCUAAUUCCAAAUUAAACUACGUUUAAUGCCAAGUUUUCAUCUGGGUCUUUUUUUUAUUUGAUCCCCGGAAGAGAAAAUGGAUCAAACCCUGAAAACCCUAAAUCAUACCCAUCAAAAUUUCAACCCACCCAUUGAAUCUGGUGAUUGUGCUGUUAAUUUCUGGUCUCAAUCACUCACUUGUCACCAACAAUUUGCAAAUGUAUCUCAUGUUGAAUACCCAUCUUUCAAGAAGCCCAGAACCUCUGGAUUGAUCAACGAACCGACUACGGGCAUUCCCUUGAGGACUGAACUAUGCUUGCAAUUCAAAAAGGGUCAUUGCACUUUUGGGGACACUUGUCGCUUUGUCCAUGGCAUAGGGAUUGGGGGUACCCGAAAGCCUGUGCCUCAUAGGCAGGAAUUGAUGGCCAGAGAGACCAAUGUGAUCAAGAAUGGGAAUGAGGAUCAUAGAAUUAUCAGUGCAAUGAAACUGUGUAGGAGGUUUUGUAAUGGGGAAGUAUGCCCAUAUGGUGAGAGAUGCCAUUUUCUUCAUGAAGCGCCCGGGAAAUUUAGGAAGAGUUUUGCCGUAAGUAUUGGGACUAGUGGACCUGGAGGGUUUUCCAGGAAUGGGUGUGAUCAAUUGGAAUAUAAGCCAUCUGUGCACUCAAGUUUGGAUGCUAAUGGAGUGGCUCAGAAGCCAGUGUUUUGGAAGACUAAGAUCUGUAAGAAGUGGGAGGCGACCGGUAACUGUCCAUUUGGCGUGAAUUGCUGCUUUGCUCAUGGACAUACAGAACUACAGAAGUCUGGAUCCCAGGCACAGGCUGCAAUGGAAUCCGGGAAUGUUUCUCCUUCAAAGAUGAUACCUACUACUGCUACGCAUACAUCACUUAGUAGCACAAGGAAUGGGAUUGCUUGUGAGCAGCAAAUGCAGGUUAAGAAGCGCUUAUUCAAGUGGAAAGGAUUUGAGAAGAUGAGUCGCAUCUAUGCUGAUUGGAUUGACGAUAUGCCCCUCAAGCAUAGCUCACUGAGCAAGGUGGGGAGCUGAAUUUGAGUUUGAUCUCAUCUGAUGUUCCAUUGCACCAUUUUGUACAGGUUGGAACAACUCGACUUGGGUUUAGGGUCUUUGAAAAAACUGAUUUAGUCACCUUUCUGAAAUUUUCAAAGUAGUAGUACAAAAAAAUCCUUUUAGAGGCUAUGACCUGAGAUUGAGCAUGAGCUAGGUCCCUUAUAUAGAAUGUAAGUUCUUUAUAUUGUUACUACAUACUAGCCACAAGUGGAAAUUAAACCAUAUACUAUCUCAAUGGUAAAUCACAAGUUAUAGUAAAUCAUGUGUUCUCAAAGGAUUUGCUUCAUGCUUGUUUAGUCUGUGAUAAUUGCAUUUGCAGGGUUACAAACUUCCAUUUCUUUUCAAUUUCCCAAGUACUAAAUGUGUUUUUGCAAACAUCACAUUUGUUCCCAACUAUGAAUUUUCUAAUGAACUGGUUUAAGUGUGAGGAUCUACUGACAUCAUAUGCAAAUACUGA